AUGACCAGCCUGUUCCGCCGGAGCAGCGGCGGCGGGGGCGGCGGCGGGGGCGGCUCGGCGGGGGCGCGCGGGGCCGGGGCCGGGACCGGUGCCGCCUCGCAGGAGCUCAACAACAGCCGGCCCGCCCGCCAGGUGCGCCGCCUCGAGUUCAACCAGGCCAUGGACGACUUCAAGACCAUGUUCCCCAACAUGGAUUACGACAUCAUCGAGUGCGUGCUGCGCGCCAACAGCGGCGCGGUGGACGCCACCAUCGACCAGCUGCUGCAGAUGAACCUGGAGGGCGGUGGCGGCAGCGUGUACGAGGACAGCUCCGACUCGGAAGACAGCAUCCCCCCGGAGAUCUUGGAAAGGACUUUGGAGCCUGACAGCUCUGAUGAAGAACCCCCACCUGUCUAUUCCCCGCCAGCCUAUCACAUGCACAUGUUCGACAGGCCUUACCCUCUGGCUCCCCCCACACCACCUCCCCGCAUCGAUGUGCUGGGCUCUGGACCCGUGUCGAGCCAGAGGCGCUAUCGUAACUGGAACCCACCCCUGCUGGGCAACCUCCCCGAGGACUUUCUCCGCAUCCUGCCCCAGCAGCUGGACAGCAUACAGGGUAACCCCGGGGGCUCCAAGCCCAGGAGCGGAGAGGGAGGCCUGCCCCCUGUGGCUGGGCCUGGCACCCGGGACCAGGAGAACCGCUGGAAGCAGUACCUGGAGGACGAGAGGAUUGCGCUCUUCCUGCAGAACGAGGAGUUCAUGAAGGAGCUGCAGCGCAACCGGGACUUCCUCCUGGCCCUGGAGAGAGAUCGUUUGAAAUACGAGUCCCAGAAAUCCAAAUCCAGCAGCAGUGUGGCUGUGGGAAACGACUUUGGCUUUCCUUCUCCUGCCCCAGGAGCUGGUGACACCAAUCCUGCUGUGUCUGAAGAUGCCUUAUUCAGGGACAAGUUGAAACACAUGGGAAAAUCCACCCGGAGGAAGCUGUUCGAGCUGGCCAGGGCCUUCUCCGAGAAGACCAGGAUGAGGAAGUCAAAGAGGAAACACUUGUCCAAGCACCAGUCGCUGGGAGCUGCGGUGUCAACAGCUAAUCUCCUGGACGACGUAGAGGGCCACACUUGUGAUGAAGACUUCCGGGGACGGCGACACGAGGCACCCAAGGCACCCAAGGUGGAGGAAGCCCUAAGGGAAGGACAGUAAGAGAUGCCAGUGCUUCCUCCUUGCCGGAGAUGGUCUGACCUGGUGGGGGCAGCCGGAGAGCCAAACCGGCCCCCGGUGUAAGGGCCCAGCUGCCGCCGGACAGAUGGCGCCGAGGACUGAGGCCUGGUGAUUCUUCAGCCACGUCCAGCCCCAUCACUGCCACUGUCACUGCCACUUUCCAGGGGACUUAGAACUUUGGAGUUUUGUGCUGUGAUUGGAGGAAGGACCUGGGGCCCUCGGGGCAGCCGCCAGUCCUAGCCCCUUUUGUAGCCAGGCUGUUCUGUGGGCAAUGAGUGGAAGUGCAGGAACUCCC
This is a messenger RNA of Odobenus rosmarus divergens (Pacific walrus), 1489 nucleotides long. It is a transcript of the gene CUEDC1, whose product is annotated as CUE domain containing 1. NCBI's taxonomy places the organism in Eukaryota, Metazoa, Chordata, Mammalia, Carnivora, Odobenidae. The transcript has 10 exons. The record is from RefSeq and is a predicted model, not a curated record. Bases 1 to 1176 code for a protein of 391 amino acids. Gene Ontology annotation, molecular function: ubiquitin binding.